Messenger RNA from Echinops telfairi (small Madagascar hedgehog), 1079 nucleotides. It is a transcript of the gene PENK, whose product is annotated as proenkephalin. NCBI's taxonomy places the organism in Eukaryota, Metazoa, Chordata, Mammalia, Afrosoricida, Tenrecidae. Gene Ontology annotation, biological process: chemical synaptic transmission; sensory perception; neuropeptide signaling pathway. Gene Ontology annotation, molecular function: opioid receptor binding. Bases 1 to 777 code for a protein of 258 amino acids. The record is from RefSeq and is a predicted model, not a curated record. Gene Ontology annotation, cellular component: plasma membrane; axon terminus; dendrite. The transcript is spliced from 2 exons.
AUGCGCAGUCAUCCCAGUUCACAAUACCCAGCGGCUGGACGCCCCCUUUUCAUCUCGCCGCCUUCCCAGCCUGCCCUAAUACUCCUUCCGUUGGAAGGGACGCUGACAAUAAAGGCUUGCACACUGGAAUGUGAAGGAAAACUGCCUUCUCUGAGGACCUGGGAAGCUUGCAAGGAGUUACUGCAGCUGUCCAAACUGGAGCUUUCCCAAGAUGACACCAACAUGGUCCGAGCGAAUGGCAAACAGGAGGAGAGUCAUUUGCUAGCCAAGAAAUAUGGGGGCUUCAUGAAAAGGUAUGGAGGUUUCAUGAAGAAAAUGGAUGAGCUUUAUCCUGUGGAACCUGAGGAAGAGGCAAAUGAAGGGGAAACCCUUGCCAAGCGAUAUGGGGGCUUCAUGAAGAAAGAUGCCGAGGACGACACACUGGCCAACUCCUCAAAUCUGCUGCGAGAACUGCUGGGAACAGGGGAUAGCCAAGAGGGUGGCUCCCAUCACGAUGCCAAUGAUAACAAUGAAGAAGUGAGCAAGAGAUACGGAGGGUUCAUGAGAGGCCUGAAAAGAAGCCCUCCACUGACAGAUGAAGUCAAAGAGCUGCAGAAGCGCUAUGGGGGCUUUAUGAGACGGGUGGGCCGUCCUGAGUGGUGGAUGGACUACCAGAAGCGGUACGGGGGCUUCCUAAAGCGUUUUGCAGAUUCUCUGCCUUCUGAUGAAGAAGGUGAGAGUUACUCAAAAGAAGUUCCUGAAGUGGAAAAAAGAUAUGGAGGGUUUAUGAAAUUUUAGUAUUCUUUCUCCUCCGUGGCCCCAGGCUCUAGCAAGCCUUCCUCUAUCCCUUUGAAAGGCUGCUUGGUUGGUUGUGUUUGAUUGUCUUGUCUUGCUUGCAGCAUAACUUGAUUGUCUGCCUAACUAGAUGACCGGUAGGCUGCCACUUCGGGGGUCUAUGUUAUUUUUAGAGAUGUUAAGAUCAGUAUUGGACUAUUGCAGCUUAUGCUUAUGUGAGUUUUGUUACCUUGUCCUUUGUUUUGACAAAAUAUCAAUAACUGCUACUUGUAUAUAGCUAUAAUAAACCCACUACCCCUACUGCA